Molecule: messenger RNA, 192 nt
Organism: Cladophialophora immunda
Lineage: Eukaryota; Fungi; Ascomycota; Eurotiomycetes; Chaetothyriales; Herpotrichiellaceae
Exons: 1
Coding region: 1-192 (63 amino acids)
Source: RefSeq, a predicted model, not a curated record
AUGUCCGCCUCCGAUUUUACCAUGAGCCCCAUCGCAUGGCUAUUCAUUUCCAUGUUUGCCGGAGUUAUUCUGAUUCUCGCCAUCGUUUAUCUUUUUGCGCUCAAGAUUCGACACGACAAGAAGAAAGCAGCUCAAAAAACAGAGGAAGAUGAGAUCUUUGGUCACGCUAUCGCAAACCCCAUCACGAGCUGA